AUGUUUAAAGAUUGUUAUGAACUAACAACAAUUGAUAUACCAUCAUCAAUUAGUGAAUUAGGAGAUAAAUGUUUUUAUGGAUGUAGAUCGUUAACAUCAAUUAAUAUUCAAACACCAAUUACUAAAUUAGGAGGUUAUUGUUUUAAUAAUUGUCAUUCAUUAAAAUCAAUUAAUAUAUCAUCAUCAGUUAUUGAAUUAGGAAAUUAUUGUUUUAAUGGAUGUACAUCAUUAACAUUAAUUAAUAUACCAUCAUCAAUUGAAUCAUUUGGAUAUAGAUGUUUUUAUGGAUGUGGAUGUGAAGAAGAAUUAAUGAAAAAUGAAAGAAUACCAAGAAGAUGCUUUGAUGAAUAG
Molecule: messenger RNA, 351 nt
Organism: Entamoeba dispar SAW760
Lineage: Eukaryota; Evosea; Mastigamoebida; Endamoebidae
Exons: 1
Coding region: 1-351 (116 amino acids)
Source: RefSeq, a predicted model, not a curated record